AUGGAGUUGGAGAAUAGCAAUUAUUUCAUCAGUAUAGAAAACUUAAGUAGAGAUAAAAAUACUGGGGAAGAAGAUGUUGAUAUAUUAAAUAAUAUGAGUAACCUAAAUUUAAUAAAUGACAACUCAUCUAUGGUUAACUCUAAUGGUGGUGGUAUUAAAAUAGGAAUAAACAAAAAGGAUUAUGAUUUAUAUAUUAGUCAAUUGAAAGAUAAAAAUAUAAAUCCUUUAAUACGAACUAAAAAUAAAUUAAAUAAAAGAGAUGGGAGAAACAAAAAUAAUUAUGAUGAUUCUUCAUAUUAUGAAAUGAAAAUUAUUGAUGCCAAGACCAAUGAUUAUGAAUAUUUCGGUAACUUAGGAUUACAAAAGGGACUACAUGAAAAUAAUAUAUAUAAUGAUAAAAGUGAUUUAAAAAAUGAUUUAAAAAAUGAUUUAAAAAAUGAUAUUUAUUUAGUUAAUAAAAUGGAAAAUGUUGAAAAUUUUAAUGAUGAUAAAAACUGUAGUGAGCUAACAAACCAUAUAAAUACUAUUAGAAUAAAUGACGAGCUUGAUAAAAUUAGUAAUAAACGUUGUGUUUUAAUUUCAGGGAAAGUAAAAGAAGGAUGUUUACCUAACGAUAAUAAUGUUAUUUACUAUGAUAAUAUUAAUAAUUAUUAUUGUGAUGUUAAAAACGAAGAAGGAAUGAAUUUACUAAGAAAUGUAAAAACCGAUGAGUAUUCUCAUAACUUGAAUACAAAUAUAUUUCAUGAGGAUAUGAAUUUAUAUGAUAAUUAUCAACAUAAUAUCGAUGAAGAUAUAUGUGGGAAGAAUUAUGGAAUUAAUUAUUAUGAUCAUAUGAAUAACUGCAUAGGAAAUGAUCAUAUUGUGUCUUUUGGAGAAAAUAAUGAUGAGGAAACAAGUUUAUUAACCCAUGAUGAAAAAGGAGACAAGAAUAUAAAUAAGGAAUAUAAAAAGAUUAUAUAUAAUGAUAAUAAUAAUAAUGAUAAUAAUAGUGGGCAUAGGGAAGAAGAUAGAUACCCAUGUGAUUUAUUACAAAAUUAUAUAUAUAAUGAUGAUAUUUCUUUAAAGGAUAAAUAUGUAGAAAAUAAAUAUUUUAAGGAUGCAAAAAGAUCAAAUUCAUUCUGUAACAAUAAAAUUGAGGAAGACAAUGAUAAAUAUGCAUGUAGUAAUAUUGUAGAAAAAAAGAUAAUAUCUUUAAUAAAUAAAAAAGGGGGUUCAAUAUAUGAUGGUGAUGAUCAAGAUUCUAGUGAUAAAACAAAAAUAAUAAGAAUUAAAGAACCUUUGAAUGAUCAUAAUAAAAAAAGCAUGAAAAAAAGAGAUGAAUCAAAUGAAGGGAAAUAUGUAUAUAAUAACAAUGAAAAAGAAAUUAAUGACAAUAUGUUAUACCAGGAUAAAAUGAAUAAUAAUAAGUUUAAUACACGAAGUUUUCAUAACCUAUCAAGUGUACCAACUGAAUAUAAUAACAAUGAAUAUAAUGUGGAUGAUGAAUACUGUUCUUAUAAAAAUAAACAGAAUAAUAUACCAUAUGAAAAGGUGCACGAUGUCAAAUGGAAAAAUGAAGAGUUAGAAGAUAUAAGUGUGAAUAUAAAUUCUAGACUAGCUAUAAUAAAUGUAAAGAGAGAUGUAGAAAAGGGGCAUAACUGGAAUGGAAACAAUAAUGAGAAUAGGAAUAAUAAUAAUUAUAAUAAUAAUAAUAACAAUGAUUAUAAUAAUAAUAACAAUGAUUACAAUAAUAAUAACAAUGAUUAUAAUAAUAAUAAUAAUAACAAUGAUUACAAUAAUAAUAAUAAUAAUAAUAACAAUGAUUACAAUAAUAAUAACAAUGAUUAUAAUAACAACAAUAAUGAUGAUAAUCAAAGUAAUGAUGAUAAUCAGAAUAAUGAUGAGGAUGAUAAAAUGGAUGAUGAACUUAUCGAUAAUGAUGAUGAUGAUAAAAAAAAAAAUAAACAAGAAGAAUCAGAAGAACAGAAAGCUAAUAGUUAUUGCGACACACAAAGUAAUGCAACUUAUGUUAAAAGACCUCAAAGAAAAGCAGCCAAAAAAUGUAUCAGCUUGUGGUCAGAAGAAUUAAGAAAAAAAAGUGAGAAAAAUAAUUUGAAUUAUGAUAAAGUUAAGAAUAUUAAUGAUUCCAAAAAAGAGGAA
Plasmodium reichenowi is the source of this 2139-nucleotide messenger RNA. RefSeq names its product transcription factor with AP2 domain(s). The annotation marks the transcript as partial. The transcript has a single exon. Lineage: Eukaryota; Apicomplexa; Aconoidasida; Haemosporida; Plasmodiidae. The record is from RefSeq and is a predicted model, not a curated record.